ACAUUAACCCACGCUGUUUCCGGUUGACUUUCGUAGCUUUUCGCCUACUGGCCUUUUACCCGCUUUUUGUCGUCGUCGUUUUAGUACGUUUCGGUUCGAUUUGAUUCAGUUCCAAAGCCAUGAGUGCCUUUAUUCCGAGAAUCGAGCAACUGUCUACCCGAGUAGUGAGAGUUUUGGGUUGUAAUCCGGGCCCGAUGACGCUGCAAGGGACCAACACGUACCUGGUCGGAACUGGGAACAGACGAGUCCUGAUCGACACGGGCGAGCCGGCGGUCCCGGAGUACAUCACCAGCCUGAAAGAAGCUCUGAGCAUGUUGAAAAGCAGCAUUCAGGAGAUCCUGGUUACGCACUGGCAUCACGACCACACGGGCGGCGUGGACGACAUUUGCAGGGAUAUCACAGGAUCCGAGAUCAGAGUCAGCAAGCUUCCCCGACCCGGCCGGAUCCAGGAGACUUCGGGAAGCAAGAAGUACACCUACUUGAAAGAUGGAGAUGUAGUCCACACGGAAGGAGCCACGCUGAAGGUGUUAUUCACGCCGGGCCACACGGAUGACCACAUGGCGCUACUCCUGGAGGAAGAACGGGCAGUGUUUUCGGGCGACUGCAUCCUCGGCGAAGGCACAGCAGUCUUCGAGGACCUCCACGACUACAUGAACUCACUCGGGGCACUGAUGCGAGCCGCCCCUCGCCUCAUCUACCCCGGUCACGGUCCCGUGGUCGAGGACGCCGUCGUCAAAAUCCAACAGUACGUCAGCCACCGCGAGGAGAGGGAACGACAGAUCCUGGCGACCGUUCGGGCGGAAGCGGGAAAGAGUUUUUCCUCCAUGGAGCUGGUAAAGAUCAUCUACAAGGACACUCCUGAGCAUUUGCAUCAAGCGGCCAACGUCAACCUGGUGCACCACUUGAAGAAAUUGGAGAAAGAAGGGAAGAUAAGUCAAGUGACGGCAGAAUCGGCAAAGGACAAAACAUGGAAGAGCAACCUGUGAGAUGAGGACUUCAAGGAAAACAUGUCUUGUUGGUUUUGACGACCCCUCAACUCUUUUGUUGAGAUAUCUACGGACUGAAAUCAUGUUAUUUAACAUAGUGAUUAUUUCUUUGGAGGACUUUAUCAAUCAGGAAGGAAAUUUGUAUUGC
Molecule: messenger RNA, 1134 nt
Organism: Corythoichthys intestinalis (scribbled pipefish)
Lineage: Eukaryota; Metazoa; Chordata; Actinopteri; Syngnathiformes; Syngnathidae
Gene: lactb2
Product: lactamase, beta 2
Exons: 7
Coding region: 120-986 (288 amino acids)
Cellular component (GO): mitochondrial matrix
Molecular function (GO): RNA endonuclease activity; single-stranded RNA binding
Source: RefSeq, a predicted model, not a curated record